GCGUUCACUAAACGGAAGCGUUUUCCACAGAUUUCCUUAAAAAAUUGUGUUUACAUGCUCCCAUCCUCUCUCGCGUUUUAGUGGCUUUGGGAGCCUAAUCUGCGGCAGAAUGAGCGCCAUUCAGCUGCUGCGGAUGUCGGUGCACCAGCGGAUCAGCGCCGCCGCUGAGGACGUCCUACAGCAGCUGGAAAACGGGGAGAAAGCGGCUAAACUCCGGACGCAGAGAGCAGUGAUAACCGCGCGGCUAACGGCUACCGCGGAGGAAAUCUUCGGACUGUUUAAGGAAACUUUAGCGGGGUACGAGGAGAGACUGCGGCAGUCCGAGCAGGAGAUAUGCCUCCAGAGAAAGCAGCUGGACGCUCUGCUGAAACCUGAAGUCAGACUACAAAGGUCGGAGCAAAUGGAGGCUUUUAAAGCCGCAGGAGCCGCUGCGGCCAGCGCUUACUCAUCCAGUUCCGGUCAACUUCACAGUAAAAGCCCUGCAGACCAGAGUGAAGAGGAAGUUGAAGACACAGGCCUUCUGAAGAUAGUGACGCUGGACGACUCUGGCCUGCCAGCCCAGUUCGACUCAGCGGACCUGAAUCCGCUCGAUUCUGAGAACGUCAGCGAUGCUUCCUGCCCGUCGUCGCCACUCUCCUCUUCUCCAUCCUACCACCUGGCGGCCUCUACGUGCACCGACGACGACGACGACUGGACGGAGAGUCAGUCUCUCAGGUCAGAGGGCAAAAGGAAAAAGAAGAGAGGUCGGCCUUGCAGAUCUGUCGAGAAAAUGGAAGGAAGUCCUCCUCUUGGAUCUUCUGGGAAGAAGAAACGAGGACGACCUCUCGGAUCUUUGGGCAAAAAGAAGAGAGAACUUCUUGGUCUUGAACCUUUAAUCAUUGUGAAAAAGCGAAAGCGCACUCCUCCUACAGAGCGUUUCAGCUGCCAUGUCUGCGGACGCUUCUGUCCGGGGAAAGGCUUCCUGCUGCAGCACGCGCUGCGUGUCUGCGGCAGCAAUCCGGACCGGCGCUGUGGCUUCUGCGGCGAGCUUUCAGACUCUGCUGAUGGCCUGAUGGCUCACCUGCAGGCUCACCAGCAGAACACAAAGAAGUGCUCCGUCUGCGAGAAGACGUUCACUUCCAUCAGGGCUCAGGAGCUGCACUUCCGCAUCCACACGGGGGAGAAGCCGCAUGAAUGCCCCGAAUGCGGCAGAAUGUUCCGGCAGAAAAGCAACCUGAUGUCUCACAUGCUGGUUCACGCGGCAGAAAAACCGUUCAAAUGUAAAGAGUGCCCACGCGCCUUCUGCCACAUGACGUCGCUGGAGCGCCACAUGGAGGAGCACAACAACGCGCUCAUCCUCUCCUGCAGCAUCUGCAAUCAGGAGUUCAGCAAGCGGAAGGACCUGCGGAAACACAUGGCGACCAAUCACGAGGACAGCGUCCCUAAAGCGAAUAAAAGCCGCACAUCUGUGUUGACCAACUGCAAGGUGUGCGGCGAAGCUUUCGACCGGAAGAUCCUGCUAGUCAGGCAUGCUGGGACUCACGCGCAGGAGCCCAACUGCUGCUGCGGCGUUUGUGGGAAUCUGUGCGACUCCAUCGACAGCCUCAACGCUCACCUGCGCUUCCACCGGGUUGCCGCCAGGACCUGCGAAACCUGUGGGAAAUCCUUCCCCGGCCGAUCGGCGCUGCUGAUGCACCUGAGGAUUCACACCGGGGAGAAACCCUUCAGUUGUAGCUUCUGCGACAAGGCCUUCAACCAGAUCGGCAAUCUGAAGAUGCACUUGAAGAUCCACACGGGCGAGCGCGCUUUCUCCUGCAGCAUCUGCGGGAAGGGCUUCACCCAGAAGAACAGCCUGGACACGCACAUCCGCUUCCACAACAAGGAGAGGCGCUUCCUGUGCCAGGUGUGCGGGAAGGGCUUCAUGCAGGACGUGGACCUGAAGAGGCACAUCCUUGUCCACACCGGGGAGAAGCCGUACGAGUGCAGGGUCUGCGGGAAGAGCUUCCAGGCCAGGCGCUCGCUCAACGGUCACCUGAAGGUUCAUGAAGCUGGCGGGAUGGCGGGCGUCACCGAGAACCAGAGGAUGGACAGCUUCUUCUCCGGACCCUUCCAGCUGUAGAUCAGAAACUAAACCUAGGGCUGAGCAAAACGGCUUAAAAAUUAAAUCUCUGAUAUGAUCAGACCCAAUCUGAUUUCAAAUUUUAUAAAACUUUUGUUCUCUCUGUGUUUCUCUAAAAACCAAAUUACAAAUAUCAGAAAACAUUUUCAAAAAGUGGUCUUUUCUUUGAUAAUACCUUCUGUGAGUUUUAUGAAGGAGAAUUAGGGCCAGGCUGCGAGAAUUUAGCUUAGUUACAAGAAGGUGCAAUUUUACCAGACAAAACAUCUGAAUAUUAAGAGAAAAGCUUUGAUAAAGCUAUCAAGAUUUGUUGUGACCAGUUCAGUCCAUGUGGUUCUUUUUCCGAAAUGGACUGAGUUGUUUGCUCAUCAUUUCAAAGUCCUGCUACUGAUUAAAAAAUUUAAUAUUACCAUUAAACAUUAUCUGUAAAACCUAUUCUAAAGAAUAAUUUUACUAGAUGCUCAAUAUUCCUCAUUUAAAUUUUUUUUGUUAUUUUUCAUGUUGGAGUUCUCAUAAAGUUACGACUUUAUUCUCGUGAUUCAAAAACCAGACGUAGCCUGAUGCUAACACUCUGUUGUAGAGUUGACCUGAAUUCAAAAUCCAAAUAAAUAAAACAAGAUGGCCGCCCUGGGCAUGCUGACAUCACUCUGAAUUAUGGAAACUCACAAAGUGGAUUGAUGGAAAAAAAUCCAGAUUUUCCAAAACAUUUUAUCUUUCAAAUCCCAAAAAUUCAAUCAACAUCCAACUUGCUUUCUUUUAUUCUUCUUCUGGAAACAGAUUUCUGGAUUUCUUUGUGGUCUCAUCUCUUGAUCUGGACAUAAACAGUAAUUAAUUUUUCUAACUACAAACUUAUAAAAGCAGGAAAAAUGCUGUAGAUUCUUAAAAACAGUUUGCAGGUUUGAGCCCAGCAGGAAAUGGAGGAAUUAAUAGAUAAUCCCAUAAAAGAGACAAUAGAAAUAAAAGCAAGAUUUUUAAAAUUAUUUGUAAUUUUGUUUUAAUGCAAAGAAAGGUGAAAAAAUAUGAAAAAUUGGAAAUUGGAAUUGGUAUAAUUUUUUAAAAUGUUUUUUAAGUCAGUCUUUUUAGCACACAAUGAAGAGCUGCAGCAGAAAUUAAAAUCCUGCACAAAACAUGAAGCAAAAGGAGUACUGAAUACUGAAACUGAGCUGCUAAAUAAUAAUCAAUAAUCUGUUGAAUCUGAUUUUUUAGUGUAAACAUGGAAUAAAUUGAUGAUCAGAUCCUGAAGUGGAAAAAUAAUUCAAAAAGCAAAUCCCCAUUCCACUGUGAGUUUAAUAAUUUAAAUCAUUAAUUUGAGCUUAGCGUUAGCAUCUCAGCAUUCCUGUAACUGUUACUUUACUUUCACCGUAACGAUAAACUGAUUCAAACAAGAUCGAGAGAAUAAAGAAAUGGACGCAGAAAUUAGAAAAGUUAAACAUUUUCUAAAGAUUUUAUCUUUGCUAUUAGUAGAAAUAUUUGAUUGCAAAGUCAAAAUAAACUGAUAAGCAUUGAUUUAAGUACAUUUAUUCUGCCAAAUUAUAAUUUAUUGGGAUUAUGCAGGACUACAAAUUGGUGGAGGGAUAAAUUAACCCUGAGAAGAUAUUAGGAUAUCUGUUAAAUCUCAAGAUAACAAAUGAGGCUCAUAUAGUCAAACCAUCUCAAUGUAGCUCACAGUUGGAUCACCUGGAUAGAAAAACCAGGAUCAGUUCUGAAUCUGCAGGAACUGGUGUGAAAGUAAAACUGUUCUCUGGUUUGUUCAGUUUUUUUUUACUUUAAUGUAAAACCAGUUUGGAGCAUCAAGAGCUUCCAGUAGAAGCUGCAAGCAUGAGACUGAUUUUAUUAGUCUUCUGUUUGACAUUUUGUCCCACAGUUGAUGCAUUUUUUUUACAAUUUCAGACAAGAUGUAAAUAUUUCUGUUUUAUUUAGUCAAAUGUUACAAUUUGGUGAUUUUGUUCAUCUCUCCUAAUUAUAAUCGCCUUAGGUUUUAGGUUGAGAUUGGAUGAAUUGGACCUUUGGUGCUAAUUAUUAUACCUACACUGUAAAAACAAACUCUUAUUAAGUAUUUUUGGUCUAGUUUCUAGUGAAAACAUCUUACUACAUUUGAAACAAGACAAAACUAAAUUACUAAUAUUUUUUCAG
Xiphophorus hellerii (green swordtail) is the source of this 4228-nucleotide messenger RNA. RefSeq names its product zinc finger protein 879-like. NCBI's taxonomy places the organism in Eukaryota, Metazoa, Chordata, Actinopteri, Cyprinodontiformes, Poeciliidae. The coding region runs from base 110 to 2098 and encodes 662 amino acids. The record is from RefSeq and is a predicted model, not a curated record. The transcript has 2 exons.